This is a messenger RNA of Glycine soja, 1706 nucleotides long. Its product is annotated as GATA transcription factor 8-like. The transcript is spliced from 3 exons. Gene Ontology annotation, biological process: positive regulation of DNA-templated transcription. The coding region runs from base 217 to 1290 and encodes 357 amino acids. The record is from RefSeq and is a predicted model, not a curated record. NCBI's taxonomy places the organism in Eukaryota, Viridiplantae, Streptophyta, Magnoliopsida, Fabales, Fabaceae. Gene Ontology annotation, molecular function: sequence-specific DNA binding; zinc ion binding. Gene Ontology annotation, cellular component: nucleus.
UUAAUUUCUCAAGCAAACUUUGUUUCAUUUCCUUCACAACUUGUGAUUUUCAACCUUGCUUACCCACCAUCACAAUACGCUGCUAUCUUUUGCUUUAUUUCUCAUUCAAUUUCAAGGACAAUCAACAAUUGGGGUCAUACAUAUAUACAUGCAUACCAUCUUUCAUUGCCCUCAUUUUUCUUAAAACAAAAUUGGAACCAAUUCCAUCCAAUUUUAAUGAUGAAAUUUUCAAUUGUCGAGAAAAUGGUUGGACCAAACUUCAUGGACGAGAUAGACUGCGGCAGCUUCUUUGACCACAUCGACGACCUUCUCGAUUUUCCCGUCGAGGACGUUGACGGCGGCGCCGCCACCUUACCGUCGGUAGCCGCUGCCGGCAACUGCAACUCGCUGGCGAGCAUCUGGCCCGCUGAGUCCGACUCGUUUCCUACCUCCGACUCGGUGUUUUCCGGCAACACCGCUUCGGACCUCUCGGCGGAGCUCUCGGUUCCGUAUGAAGACAUUGUCCAAUUGGAAUGGUUGUCCAAUUUUGUGGAGGAUUCCUUUUGUGGGGGGAGCCUAACAAUGAACAAAGUGGAAGAGCCAUCAUGUACCACCAAGGAGGACUCAGUAAACACCCAAUUUCACACAUCAAGCCCAGUUUCUGUCCUUGAAAGUAGCAGUUCUUGCUCUGGUGGCAAGACUUUUCCACUAAGCAGUCCAGAGAUUUACAUCCCUGUGCCAUGUGGACGUACACGCAGCAAGCGUCCACGUCCAGCAACCUUCAAUCCUAGGCCUGCCAUGAACCUCAUUUCCCCUGCCUCUUCUUUUGUUGGGGAGAACAUGCAGCCUAAUGUCAUAUCAUCCAAGUCAUCUUCAGAUUCUGAGAAUUUUGCUGAGUCUCAACUUGUUCCCAAGAUGCCAAAACAAGCUUCUGGGGAGCCUAAGAAGAAAAAGAAAGUGAAGCUGCCACUUCCAUUAGUUCCAGCUGAUAACAAUCAAAAUGCCUCACAACCUGUUAGGAAAUGCAUGCAUUGUGAGAUAACCAAGACACCACAGUGGAGGGCAGGGCCAAUGGGGCCAAAAACACUGUGCAAUGCUUGUGGUGUUCGUUACAAGUCCGGCCGGCUCUUCCCCGAGUACCGGCCUGCUGCAAGUCCAACUUUUUGCCCAUCUGUGCACUCCAAUUCUCAUAAGAAGGUCCUGGAAAUGAGAUGCAGGGGCAUUGACAAAUCCGGUUUUGCAAUCAAUUCAGCUGCCUCACCCGAACUCAUUCCAAACACUAACAGCAGCCUUACCCUGGAGUACAUGUGAUGUGAAGGAGUGAUCCUUUGUUGGAAAUUUCUCUUUCAUUGCUGCCCUCUAGAGUCAUGUCUUAUGUUAUUUCUUAUUGAUAUUUCAUUUCUUUGGUUCAUUGGUUUUUGUACAGGGUUUGACUGGGGGAAUAGGAGCAAUAGAUGAUGAUGAUCAUAUUUUAGCAGUUAGGGGAAGAUUGUAAUGAGAAGUGAGGAAAAAAAGGGUAGACAUAUGCAGGUCAAAAAGGGUAGGGUCUUAGGUCUAGUAAUUGUAGGUCCCUUAAGGUCAUUAGGAGUCGGUGUCUCUGUUGUUUUUUAUUUUUCUUGGAAUUCUUUUCAUUUUUUCCCUUUUUAUAUAUAUCCCUAUUUGUGGGAAUUCUUUUUGCAGUUCUUUUGUAGCAAAAAUUUCGAGUUGAGUAAGAAAGUUUUUUGUAA